Molecule: messenger RNA, 1487 nt
Organism: Eptesicus fuscus (big brown bat)
Lineage: Eukaryota; Metazoa; Chordata; Mammalia; Chiroptera; Vespertilionidae
Gene: SCRN2
Product: secernin 2
Exons: 8
Coding region: 64-1341 (425 amino acids)
Biological process (GO): proteolysis
Molecular function (GO): cysteine-type exopeptidase activity; dipeptidase activity
Source: RefSeq, a predicted model, not a curated record
ACCUGACCCUAAAUGGAGGCACUGGCUCCCGGAACUAAGCUGGGGAUCUAGCAGGGAGAGAGGAUGGCAUCGUGGAGCCCUGACGCCCCGUGUUCCUGUGACUGCUUUGUCUCGGUGCCCCCCGCCUCGGCCAUCCCAGCUGUGAUCUUUGCCAAGAACUCAGACCGACCCCGGGAUGAGGUGCAGGAGGUGGUGUUUGUGCCCGCAGGCACUCAUGCCCCUGGCAGCUGGCUCCAGUGCACCUACAUUGCGGUGGAACAGGUGGCCGAGACCCAUGCUGUGAUCCUAAGCCGCCCUGCUUGGCUAUGGGGGGCGGAGAUGGGCGCCAACGAGCAUGGCGUCUGCAUUGGCAACGAGGCCGUGUGGACCAAGGAGCCGGUUGGGGAGGGGGAAGCCCUGCUGGGCAUGGAUCUACUCAGGCUGGCUUUAGAACGCAGCCGCUCAGCGCAGGAGGCCGUGCACGUGAUCACAGGCUUGCUGGAGCGCCAUGGGCAGGGGGGCAGCUGCCGGGAGGACCCCACGCCAUUCUGCUACCACAACACCUUCCUGCUGGCUGACAGGACCGAGGCCUGGGUGCUGGAGACGGCGGGGCGGCUGUGGGCCGCACAGAGGAUCCAGGAGGGCGCCCGCAACAUCUCCAACCAGCUGAGCAUUGGCACGGACAUCUCGGCUGAACACCCGGCGCUGCGGGCCCACGCCCAGGCCCGGGGCUGGUGGGGUGGCCAGGGCCCCUUCGACUUCGCCCAGGUCUUCUCCCUGACCCAGCAGCCCGUGCGCAUGGAGGCUGCCAAGGCCCGCUUCCGGGCCGGCCGGGAGCUGCUGCGGCAGCGGCAAGGGGGCAUCACGGCCGAGGCGAUGAUGGACAUCCUCAGGGACAAGGAGAGGGGCAUCUGCAUGGACUCGGGGGGCUUCCGCACCACGGCCAGCAUGGUGUCCGUCCUGCCCCGCGACCCCGCGCAGCCCUGCGUCCACUUCCUCACCGCCACGCCGGACCCCGCCAGGUCAGUGUUCAAACCUUUCAUCUUCGGGGCGGGGGCGGCCCAGGCCCCCCAGGUGCUGUCCCCCACUUUUGGAGCACAGGACCCCGUUCGGACCGUGCCCCGCUUCCAGACUCGGGUGGAUCGCCGGCACGCUCUCUACCGCGGACACCAGGAGGCCCUGGGGCUGAUGGAGAGUGAGCAGGACCAGGGGCGGCGGCUGCGGCAGAAGCAGCAGGAUCUGGAGCAGGAAGGCCUGCAGGCUGUGAGGGGGCUGCUGGCCGGGGCGGGGGCCCCACCCUCCCAGGAACUGGGGGGCCUCUUCCAGGCCUUUGUGGAGAGGGAGAGCCAGGCGUACGCCUGAGCUCCGCAGCUCCUCCUGGCCUGGCGGGGGGCUCGGGCCUGGGGUGGGCCUGGACCCCGGGGGCGUGGGAUCAGAGCAGGUCCUUCACGCCCCUCGUUCUGAGUGGCUGGCUCAGCCUCGUCUUAAUAAAUAGGUUUUAUUUCUCA